Molecule: messenger RNA, 714 nt
Organism: Colletotrichum truncatum
Lineage: Eukaryota; Fungi; Ascomycota; Sordariomycetes; Glomerellales; Glomerellaceae
Source: RefSeq, a predicted model, not a curated record
AUGUCUUCAGAAAUGAAAAACGUCCCCCAAAUCUCAAAUUUCGAGGUCGAUCCCGAAGACACUCAUUCUGCACCAAAAGCCCACCUCCUCAAGACAGUUGAUGCCGCAAGAAUCAGCUUGACUACUCUUGCUUUUCUUGCAAGUAUCACCAUUCUCGGCGUAUCAGCAGAUGCUCUAGCAGUCUACGACGCAACCCAUGUCCCUGCCAGCUUCCUGCUUCCGCUUUGGCCAGAUGCCUUCGAUUUGCGCCCGACAGUAGCUCUGGUCGCCGGCAGCUCCAUUAUCAUUGUCGUCAACUUGGUCUCGCUGAUCUUCAGUCGAGUACAGUUUUUGUGCGGGAAAACCAUGAUCCACAACUCAGUAACUAUGGCUGCUCCGGCUAUUGGGCUAGUGGCUGCCGUGAUUGCCAUGUCCUUCUUCUACGGGAUCAACGCCUCGACCACAGUAGAUACCCUCCAGAGCUGGAGCUGCCGCUGGUCCGAUGUGGUAAUGAUGACGCGACCACAUUUCGGAACUCUAUGCAAGCAAAGCAAGGCCGGUCUUUACCUGUCCAUCUUGCUGAUCCCGGUCGAGGCUAUCAUCUUGGGAGCUGGUGCGUACCAGAUUAUUCUUGAGAAGAACCUUAGCAGAGCCAGCGGUGUUGUUCAAGGACGGCGCAAGUCCGGAAGCCCGGCACCCUCGUCGGUCAGAGACAUUGAAGGGGAGGACAACUAG